UAGUACUCGUUAGUACAUUCAUCGCGAGUAUUUCGCAGAGCUACUUAUUCUAGCCGUGCUAAGCCGAUCCUUGAGCCUUCUGCGAAGCCAUUCGGAUCCUCCGUAAGCGCUCUGACAGCCGAAUUCACAGAUUCGCACGUCCAGAUCGGACGGCGGUCGUUUGGCAGGUCAGGGCGUGGAGAUCUGCAAGUCCAGAUCGGACGGCGGUUGUUUGCCGGGUUUAGAUCAUGGAGCGGCUUCAGCGGAUAUUCCAGAGCGCGGGGGGAGGCAUGGGGCCUCAGCCUGACGCUCCUAUGGUCGACACGUCCGAGCAGGUUUACAUCUCGUCGCUCGCUUUAUUGAAGAUGCUCAAACACGGCCGCGCUGGUGUCCCCAUGGAGGUCAUGGGGCUCAUGCUCGGUGAAUUCGUGGAUGACUAUACUGUGCGCGUGGUCGAUGUGUUCGCCAUGCCUCAGAGCGGCACGGGCGUGAGCGUGGAGGCCGUUGACCCUGUGUUCCAGACCAAGAUGCUGGACAUGCUUAAGCAGACGGGCAGGCCUGAGAUGGUGGUGGGUUGGUACCACUCGCAUCCAGGCUUCGGCUGCUGGCUCUCGGGCGUCGACAUUAACACGCAGCAGAGCUUCGAGGCGCUGAACCAGCGCGCUGUGGCAGUAGUGGUGGACCCCAUCCAGUCUGUGAAGGGCAAGGUGGUCAUCGAUGCGUUCCGCCUCAUCAACCCGCAGACCAUGAUGCUGGGGCAGGAGCCCCGGCAGACCACGUCCAAUCUGGGGCACCUGCACAAGCCGUCCAUCCAGGCUCUGAUCCACGGCCUGAACCGGCACUACUACUCGAUUGGCAUCAACUACCGCAAGAACGAGCUGGAGGAGAAGAUGCUGCUCAACCUGCACAAGAAGAAGUGGGCGCAUGGGCUCACUCUGCAGCCGUUUGAGAGCCACAACAAGAAGAACGAGCAGAUCGUGCAGGACAUGUUGGAACUGGCCCAGAAGUACAACAAGGCGGUGCAGGAGGAGGAUACCUUGUCAAGUGAGAAGUUUGCUAUUGCGAGUGUGGGGAGGCAAGACGCCAAGAAGCACCUGGAGGAGCAUGUGUCCACACUCAUGUCCUCCAAUAUUGUGCAGACUCUAGGUACGAUGCUGGACACGGUAGUGUUCUAGAUAACUAAAAGUUUGCCAUUUUAUAUUUGUGGGUGCUAUGGAUACUUACAUUAAGAGCGGGUUGGUUACUGUCACAUUGAUUGUCCUGAUGUAUUGCAUACUUAAUGUUCAUAAGAAACUAAUUCUUGGCUC
Molecule: messenger RNA, 1286 nt
Organism: Closterium sp. NIES-67
Lineage: Eukaryota; Viridiplantae; Streptophyta; Zygnematophyceae; Desmidiales; Closteriaceae
Source: the annotation of a GenBank genome assembly